UUACUUGUAUAAUGUUAGUAUAAUGUUAAAAUUUAUUCUAUAUGAUCACUUUUAAAAAGAGUAAAAAAAAAAAAACAGUGAUAUAAAUGGAAUUCAAUCUCGAGCAUUCCCACCACCAACAUUAUUGUAUUGUUAAAUAAUUAUUCCUUUCAAUAGCUUUGGUAAGACUGUGGCAGGCAUGUUGGUUCCCUCUCACACUUUGGCCAUCUUUCUCAUCUCCUUUUCUCUCUUUCUCUCACACUAAAGCCUCUUUUUGCCUUUGGGACCUCCUGACAUGGUGUGUCACAUUGUCAGAAUUUGCACACUCUUUGUACUUCUGGAGACCAUCAACACUCUGAAUUUGCACUCUCAUUCACCUUUCUAUUUUACACUAAAUUGAUUUUUUUUACCUCAAACUACUUUCCACCUGCUCUCAAUCUCAGCUGGGUUUUUCUAAUUUUCUGGGUUUAUCUUAUUUUGGGUACCUGUAUAUCAGGUAUUCGACGUAUUGCCUCAAUGAAAUAGUUUAAGAUGAGGCAAUUUUUUCUGGGUUUUAUUGCCUUUUUCUUCUUGUGUAAUUCUUCUGCUGCUCUUCUUACUCCUGAUGGAGUUAAUUAUGAAGUUCAAGCUUUGAUGGAUAUUAAGGACUCUUUGAGGGACCCACAUGGUGUUCUUGAUAAUUGGGAUAGAAAUGCAGUUGAUCCAUGCAGUUGGGCUAUGGUUUCUUGUUCUUCUGAAGACAGAGUUGUUAGUCUGGGGAUACCAAGUCAGGGAUUGUAUGGGACACUUUCACCAAGUAUUGGGAACUUGACAAAUCUCCAGACUGUGCUUCUGCAGAAUAACAAUAUAUCUGGACAUAUUCCUGCUGAGAUAGGAAAGUUGUCAAAGCUUCAAACACUUGAUCUUUCUGUUAAUCACUUCAGAGGAAGAAUUCCCUCUUCUCUUUCCCAUUUGAAGAUCCUUCAUUACUUGAGGUUGAACAACAACAGUCUCUCAGGAGAAAUUCCCCUAUCUUUAGCUGACAUGAGCCAGCUUACAUUCCUAGAUUUGUCCUACAAUAAUUUGAGUGGUCCUGUGCCAAGAUUCCAAGCAAAAACAUUCAGUGUUGUAGGAAAUCCUCAAAUUUGUGCCACAGCGAGCGAGAAAGAUUGCUAUGGAAUUGCUCAGUUACCUCUUUCUUUCAAUGUGAACAAUUCAGCUAGUCCUCAGGCAGCUCAAAAACCUAAAGGUCAUGCUAAGCUUGCCUUGGCCUUAGGUUCAAGUUGCCUUCUGAUCUGUGGGUUUGGAUUCAUCUUAUGGUGGCGGUACAAGCACAAACGACAGAUGUUCUUCGAUGUUAAAGAUCGACAUUAUGAAGAUGUUUGCCUUGGAAACUUGAAGAGAUUCCAUUUUAGGGAACUUCAAAGUGCAACAAACAACUUCAGUACCAAAAACAUAAUUGGGAAGGGUGGUUUUGGGAUUGUGUACAAGGGACACCUUUCAGAUGGUAGUAUUGUUGCAGUUAAGAGGCUCAAGGAUGGCAAUGCCAUUGGCGGGGAGAUCCAAUUUCAGACUGAAGUUGAAAUGAUCAGUUUGGCUGUACAUAGGAAUCUGUUACGCCUAAAUGGCUUUUGUAUGACUGCCACAGAGAGGCUUUUGGUCUACCCUUACAUGUCGAAUGGAAGUGUCGCUUCUCGUCUUAAAGCAAAGCCAGCUCUAGAUUGGGGUACCAGAAAACGAAUUGCAUUAGGGGCAGCUAGGGGACUAAUAUACCUUCAUGAGCAAUGUGAUCCUAAGAUAAUACACAGGGAUGUUAAGGCAGCUAAUAUCCUGCUGGACGAUUGCUGUGAGGCCAUUGUCGGAGAUUUUGGUUUGGCAAAGCUAUUGGACCACCGGGAUUCACAUGUCACUACAGCUGUUCGGGGCACCGUGGGUCAUAUAGCUCCAGAAUACCUCUCUACUGGACAAUCUUCAGAAAAAACAGAUGUAUAUGGAUUUGGAAUCCUGCUCCUAGAGUUAAUAACUGGUCAGAGGGCACUAGAUUUUGGAAAAGCAGCAAACCAGAAAGGAGUUAUGUUAGAUUGGGUGAAGAAGAUUCACCAAGAAAAGAAGCUAGAGAUUAUGGUAGACAAGGAUUUGAAGAAUGAGUAUGACAGGAUUGAGCUUGACGAAAUAGUCCAACUAGCUCUUCUAUGUACUCAAUUCCUCCCUAACCAGCGACCAAGGAUGUCAGAAGUGGUAAGGAUGCUCGAGGGAGAUGGUCUUGCAGAGAAAUGGGAAGCUUCUCAAAGAGCUGAUUCCACAAGGAGCAGAGGCAACGAGUUCUCUUCAUCAGAGCGGUACUCUGACCUCACUGACGAUUCUUCGUUGCUUGUUCAAGCAAUGGAGCUCUCUGGACCUAGAUAAUAGUUCUUUUCCAAUCAGAGAACUACUAUAUAUUUUGCAUAGAGUUAGAGAUCAAGUUAAUUCAACAAGAUCGUGGAAUCAGACGAUCUGGUUUUCUUGUGCAUCAUCGUAAAUUAGUAAGUGAGCUCAGCAGAGUCUGUCUAUAACUUGGUAUUGUACAGAAUCAGAAUCCAGAAAUAGAACGAGGAAUUCAGGUGUGACCCACUUUCUUGACUGCAUGAAGAAUCUUGUUAAAGAGUGCAUCAAGUUCAUUAGAAUAGUGCAAUGUGAAAAAGGGUUCCUGUUUUUUUUUACCUUACAAUUUGUGAUAUCCUAGACUUGUAAGCAUAUAGAGUGGCAUUUUGAAAGGUGUAAUUUCCCAGCCAUACGUUAAAGAAGAGUGUAUAAUUAUAUUUAUAUAUUCGUAUUUGGUAGCUUCCUUUAAUGAAGAUACUGCCAGAUUGAUUGUGA
Messenger RNA from Chenopodium quinoa (quinoa), 2814 nucleotides. RefSeq names its product protein NSP-INTERACTING KINASE 1-like. The record is from RefSeq and is a predicted model, not a curated record. Gene Ontology annotation, biological process: protein phosphorylation. NCBI's taxonomy places the organism in Eukaryota, Viridiplantae, Streptophyta, Magnoliopsida, Caryophyllales, Amaranthaceae. Gene Ontology annotation, molecular function: protein binding; ATP binding; protein kinase activity. The coding region runs from base 511 to 2364 and encodes 617 amino acids. The transcript is spliced from 11 exons.